This is a messenger RNA of Sceloporus undulatus (fence lizard), 1485 nucleotides long. RefSeq names its product kelch domain containing 4 (gene KLHDC4). Gene Ontology annotation, molecular function: protein binding. Lineage: Eukaryota; Metazoa; Chordata; Lepidosauria; Squamata; Phrynosomatidae. The record is from RefSeq and is a predicted model, not a curated record. Bases 60 to 1262 code for a protein of 400 amino acids. The transcript is spliced from 7 exons.
CUGCUCUUGGCUUCUGUUUCAGGGCCUCUGGAGCUCCUUCGGGUCGGAGCGGACACCGGAUGGUAGUUUGCAAGAGGCAACUGAUUGUCUUUGGAGGAUUCCACGAAAGCGCAAGAGAUUACAUCUACUACAAUGACGCUUUUGCUUUUAAUCUGGACACCUUUGCCUGGUCCAAACUGGCUCCCUCUGGACUGGCCCCAGCACCAAGAUCUGGUUGCCAUUUGGCUACCACUCCUGAAGGCAAUAUUGUCAUCUAUGGAGGCUACUCUAAGCAGAGAAUUAAGAAGGAUGUUGACAAAGGUACCCUCCAUACAGACAUGUUCCUGCUGAAGGCUGAAAGCUCAGACAAAUGGACAUGGUCUCGAAUCAACCCUUCUGGUGUGAAGCCAACACCCAGGUCUGGCUUCUCGGUGGCUGUGGGUCCCAACCACCGGUCCCUUCUCUUUGGUGGGGUUCAUGACGAGGAAGACGAGGAACGGCUCGAGGGAGACUUCUUCAACGAUAUUUAUUUCUAUGACCUGGCAAAGAAUCGGUGGUUUCCUGGACUCCUGAAGGGCCCAAAGUCUGAGAAAAAGAAAAGAAGGCGAGGACCAGCGAUGGAAGAUUCUCAGGUGGGCGAUGGAGCUGAGGGGGAGUCCCCUCCAAGCCCAGUAGAGAUUGUAAAGGAGGUGGUGGCAGAGGAUGGGACAGUCAUGACCAUCAAACAGGUGGUCUCGGUCCCUGCGGAGGAACCUCAGAGCUCAGAGUUGGAGGACGAAGAGGACGCAACGGUAGAUGAGGCUUCCAGCCAGCAAGUAGAGCCAUGUCCUCGCUCAAACUCCAUGCUGGCGGUCAAGCAUGGGAUGCUCUACGUCUAUGGCGGGAUGUUUGAAGUGGGAGACCGCCAGUUCACUCUCAAUGACCUCUACGCCCUUGACCUGCACAAGAUGGAAGAAUGGAAGGUCCUUGUGGAGAUGGAUCCAAAAACUCAAGAAUGGCUUGAAGAAUCUGAGUCGGAUGGAGAGGGAGAAGUGGAAGGUGCAGAAGGAGGGGAGGAAGAAGACGAGGAGGAGGAGGAUUCGGAUGAUGAUGAGAGUGAAGAUGAAGAUGAGGAAGAACACCCUGCCAUACAGCAUAGUGAAAAGUACGCAGACUACCUCUCUCGGACGGAGCAGUACUGGGUGAAAUUGGCCCGCCAGAACAUGGGCCCCGAUGCCAAAGAGAAGAAGACGGUGAAAGUGGGACAUGCGAUGGCAAAGGCCUUCUACGAAGGGUCUGCCUAGAUUAAAACUUUUUCUACCACUCAUAAUGAAUGUUGGUAUAACGGUUGGGACUGUUAAGAGGGUUGCCACCAUGUAAUGCUAAAUGGACCUGACAUCUCCACCUCUUCUUCCUGGCCUUGCAUGAUGGGCUCUGUUUUGCCUGAAGAAUGGAUUCGUCUUGUUGGACACUGAUACUUUGCAACAUGUUUGGCUGAAUAAAUAUUUUUUCAAAAAACAAAACGUU